UGUCACAUUGUCUUGUCAGUUUUGUCACUGAGUUUUGUGUUUUUUAAAUUAACUCGGAGCUUUCUGUUCUGUGGUGUUGUUUUUUCGAUUUGGUGGACAAUUUUCCCGGAUGAGAAUUUUGAGUUUAGAUCGUCAACGUUGAGAUCAAUUUUCUUUUCGAUACUGCCGCUGAUCUACCUACCUUCUCUUUAAUUGAAAUGAGUUCUUUAUUUCUGGUUGUAGGUAUGGUUGCGCCCGCUAAGUAACGGCGAAAUAUCGUAUCGUGUGGAUUUACUUAGGUCAGCUUUUCUGCUCCGCGUCACCUUUUGAUCAAACAAACCUUUUAUCGUGCCGGAGUGCGAUAUCUAUACUUACAAGAUGUCCGGGAGAGCAUAUACUAUGAAAGAGAUGAAGAGUAUAGUGGACUAUGUAAAUAAACGUAAGGCCUAUGGAGAAAUAAAAGGAAGAAAAUUUUGGACAGAUUUUGCUUGUUCAAAUUUGACAACAAGAACAUGGCAGAGUCUCAAGGAGACAUUUUUGAAGAGGAUUUUACCUGACAUCCACAACCCAUAUUAUGGUCUUACGAAAUCAGAAAUAUGUAGUUUUAAACAGGGGUAUGAUAUUGACUCAAGGAACACAAGUAAAUUGGAAUUCCAAACUAUCAGUGAUGAGUCCAAUCAUUCAAAUGCUGGGAUUCCAGAAAAUGAAAAGCCAAGCACAAGUACUUAUAAUGAUGCAGAAAAGUCCGCAGGUGAGAAUAUCUCUCCUUCAACACUUGAUGCGCGUACCAGGGCUUCUACGGAAACUAUUAUUCUUGACAACUGUUACGAAAAUGCUGAAGAUAUACAGAGAGAUUUGGAAUCUCCAAAAAGUAAUAAACCAAAGGAGUCAGGAUCUAAAGAUGAAAAAGAAACACCAAGCAAAUGUUUACGGGACUUAAUAACUUAUGCUGAACCAUUUACACCAAUGAUGCAACAAGUUUUAGAUGAUUUUGCAACAGAAGAUGAAUUGGUAGAAGCAGAUUUGGAAAUACUUGAAAGUACUAAUAAUAUAACUAAAAAAAAUCAAAAUAAAGGUAAUUCUGAAUUAGAUAAUGGGUCAGUUGUGACAAAUAAGAAAAAUGAAGUGUCAACUGAAAAACUUGAAGAAAAGGUGGCCGAAAUUGUUCAAUCUGACAGUGUUAAAAUACCAUUAGGACAAGAGUCCAAAAUAAGUGAUGAUACAAGUGUAAGGAAUAGCUCUGAUGCUGUUGAAAAUAGUAAUGAUAAUGGCAAAACUAUCAAAGAAAAACAGGUUUCUUACAGCCUUGACAAAAGAGAGAAGAACAAAAAUUUUAUUGAUCUUACACAUGAUACUGCACACACACAAAAUACCAACAAUUCUACAGAUUCAACCAUACCAGGUAAUCAAGAGGCGCUUAAAAAUAAAACUCAGCCUGAUCCACCCAAGGCUAAUGAUACAACAAAAGAUGUUUUCAGAAAGUUGACACUAUCAAGAAACAGGUCAAAUUCACUGGAUUUGAAGUCUAAUGAAAAGAAAGAAAUGUUAGUAUUAAAGAACAAAAAUGCAACUCAAUCAGAAACUGAGGAUAAAAGUGAGAAAACCAUUGCAGAGAAUAAACAAGAAAAAAAUGAAAUCAGUAAAUUGACUUCAAAUGAUUUUCAAAAGCUAUUAAUAAAUAAAGAGGAAGAGAGCCGACAAGAAAUCGCGUCACAAGUAAAUCCGUGUCUUAAUAGCGUGAGCCUUUACGAAGAACAAUUUAACAAUGUCAAAUACACUGAUUCUGAUUCAAGUGACGACUUCAAUAAUGACUCCGUUUUACAAGUCCGCAAAGAAACGGAAAUUACAAAUACAGAUAAAAAUGGGACUGAAAAAGUGACAGAAGAUAAAAAUGAGGUUGAGAAAAAAGCAGAUUAUAUUAACGAAACUGAAAAGGCACCACCAGCAGUUUUAAAAAAUUCGGCAGAUAUUAAUGAAAUAGUUAUUUUAAAAUCACAUUCCGAGACUGAAGAAAGUAAUGAAGACGAAAAUAAGGAUAACCAUGGCAAAGUAAAACCUGUUGAUAAAAAAGAGAUAAAUAAAGCAUUAGCAAGUGUGUUUGGAUUUUCCAGUGGUGUGGUCAGUUCGAGUCGCAAGAGGAAGCUCAGUCGCCAUCACCGCUCACCAUCGUAUAAGCACAACGCGAGCAACUCAAGCGAAUGGACUUCAGAAAGCGACAGUGAUUUCGUGUCGCCGCCGCGAGGACGCCGGAACAGAUAUGCCAGAAAAUAUUUGAAACCGAAGUCAGCUCGUUUGAUGCAACUUGAAGAGGAUGGUGGCCUGUUCGUGAUGCAUGGCAAGAGGAUUUACCCGCUGGUGAAGGAUGGCAAUUUAGUCAAGAAUUACCUCACUUAUUCUGUCGAGGGUGAGACGGAAGAUGACCCUGCAUAUUGGAAGAAAAAAUAUAAAGAUGAAAAGAAAAAGACAGAAGAACUUAAAAAAAUGAUAGAAGAAGUUCAGGUUAGGCUACCCUUACCAGACCAGUCUCCGGCUGUGGCUACCACGUCAAGGCAGUCAUCACUGCCACAGUCACCGCCUAAAUUGAUCCCGAUCACUGAAAAACCUAAAGUAUCAGAAACAGAAGAAAAACCAAAACAAGAGAAAUCACACGACAAACCGUUGAAAAUUAAAUUCAUUAAAAACAAUGAGGAAGUGCAACUGGAAGGUUCGUGGUCGCAAAUCCACCCGGUAUUGGCGGACGUGGUGCAAAUAUUCAACAAGGAGGCUGAACCCAUCAAGGAGGCGGAACUUGCUAUCAAAACCAAUGGCAGAGCGGACUCUGGUGACUCUUUAUCAGUCAGAUCCUCACCAUUGGAUGAAGAAGCAGUGCGCAAGAAAGUGGAGAAGAUGGAAGAGGAGAUAUUUAAAGAAAUAGAAGAGUUAGACAAGUCUGAGCGGGAACAAGAAGAAGCCAACGCUAAGGUAACAGCCGUCGAGGUUAACGACCAAGAGGAUAAUAUCAAUAAGAGGAGAAGAAUAGGGGGAGCCAGGAAAUCUUCGACGGCCAUGAAAUCAGCUGACAGUUCUUCGAGUCCCAGUAGACCAAAAAGAACUAAGGCAGCGAAAGACACGGAAAUAGACCAUCUAGUUGUUCCUAAAGAGGCACUACCCAAAAGGCGGACAAGAUCUCCAAAGAAAAUUACAAAAGAAGAUACAACAGCGGCCGUUGAAAAAACGAAAGCGGACAAUAAACCUGCAAGAACUUCGAGAAAGUCCAAGAACACGGAGCCCGAAUCCACUCGGCUUUCCUUAGACGACGAUUCUGUGCGCUAUAUGUUCCCGCCCGCGAAGAAAACUAGAAAAUCUGCCGGGAAAAUUACCACAACCAGAAGACAAAACUAUUUUCAUAUUUGCUUUUCUUGUCCGCACAGCUUGAAUCCCACCAAUCCCACUUGCGAGAACCUGAUGCUAAAUUCUAUAGAGAGUAGCCAAGGAUAUCAAGAUUCAGAUCCCAGCCCAACUAGAGAAAGAAUCAUGCUAAAAAGGAAAAGAAAACUAAGUCUUUCGAAUAUAUUAUAUAGAGGAAAGCAGAGACGUUUCGUACGCAGGAAAUCUUAUCCGUGCGUUUCAGAUGAUGCCUCGAGUGAAUCUAGCAAUUUGUCAUUCAAAAAACCACUUAAAAAUACCAGUGCUUCUCUGCAAAGUGACGUUUAUCGAUCAGAAUCAUACCAGCUACUAAUGCCAGUAAAGAAGCAGUAUUGUAAUGCUCUCGAAAAAAUAGACGAACUUCAUCCAACUCAUAAUUUUGAUAAAGAUGCUUUAAAACUACAGGUGGAUGGUUUUGAUCUGAAUGAUGCUUCUGGUUCAUCAGGCCCUGUACGCUCAGACGGAAAUUCCAGCAAUGUAUCUUUACCACAGUCUCCUGAAUUGUCGAUAGUGGAAAACAUAUCCGUUUGCAAAGAAUUAUUAGAAAGCAUUGAAGACUUCCCUACUAUUAAUGAAAUACAAGCAAAUAACCAACCAAACUCUGUAAUUCAUAAUAAAUUCUUGAUGUCUGCUGUUGAUGUGACCAUGCCGCUAAUGGGACAAAAUUGUGACAUCCAACAAAGUAAUACACCAGAUUAUCUCGAUUACCAAAAUGACCCACCCACGAAUGGAUCGUUAUCGAAUCAAAUAAAUUCAGUCAACAUUACUGAAGGUCCAACUAUUUCAGAUUCAUUGGAUAGUAGACUCAGAAAUUUGUUACUAGAGAGCGCCAAAAAAAUGGAAGUUGAUACUGUAGUUACGAUAACUGAGGACCAUAAUAGUGUGGCUAAAAAUAGCGCUGGAAAUGUGAAGAAGCCUAAAGCCAAAAAACGUUGUUCCACUCCUCAUAAAAGGAACAGUAAGAAAAAGUUGAAAAUUCCUGAUAUUGAGACAGUUGUGGAGGAAGAACGUAUGGAAUUUUGUUCAUAUGGGGGUAGGAAAUCCUGUCCCCCUACACUUCAAGUUUUACCUGAUGAUAUCCAUAAUGGUAACGAGACUAGUGAAAAAAAUAAAGAAGAAACCGUCAAAAGGGGCAGAAAGAAAAAAGAUGUAAUUAAAGUUAAAAUUUUAAAACCAAUUAAUAAACAGCAAAAAGUUAGCCCGGCCAAAGAAUUUAGUAAAACUUAUGAUGUAUCCACAAUAUCUGUCCAUACAGAUAGUGGUAUAAAUGAAACUGGCUCAAUAUUAUUUCUGCAAGAUACGGAUGAUAGCGUGGAUCUCAUACAUAACCAUUCAGAGACUUGUUUACAAACUAAAGAAUGUGUUGGCGAUAGCAUAGAGUUUAUUGAACAGGAUACGUCCGUAAUAUCGGUCAAUUCACAGGAUAUAAUGGAAUUUAGAGAUGCAGAGAACAUUCCUCCAGAAGGUUUUUCUAACAAUGCCCACGACGGUACCGACAUAACACGUGCAAAGAUCAUCAGCUCCCAGUCUACAGGCGAAACAGUGUACCACAGUCCGCUUGCUAGCGAUCUGUCUCUGGCCAGUCUCAUCACUGAAGAUCUAUCAGAUGAGGAGGCUAACGAAAAUGCAAAACCACGAGGCGCCCGCAAAUGGUACCUAUUCAGUGAUGACGAGACCACAAACACUAAUGGUUUUGGCGCGAAUCUCAUGCAAAUUUUCCCUUUGACCUGCGCCGUGCCAGAUCUAUCGACGAUAACGGAAAUGUCAAAAGAAAAUGACAGCAGAAAACCAACAUUGGAUACAGACGGCGACACUCGAAAUGAUUGUUUUGAUUCCGAUAAUGUAUUUUGAUGAUGUUCAUGAUUCAAGAGUCUGUUUUAAGGCAACCGUAAAUACCCACACUUUAUUGCUACACAUGGGCGAUUUCAAAUACUGUUAGAUUUAUUUAUAUUUAGUUUUAAAUACUGUUAUAAAUAAAUAAUUAAGUCAUAUUUUUGUUGGUUUGUAUGUUUAUUUAACGUUAAUUUAAUAAGCAAGGAUUUAAUGUAACUGUAAUUUUAAAUAUCUUUUGUUUUUUUUUUAUUACUAAU
Molecule: messenger RNA, 5474 nt
Organism: Amyelois transitella
Lineage: Eukaryota; Metazoa; Arthropoda; Insecta; Lepidoptera; Pyralidae
Exons: 18
Coding region: 358-5235 (1625 amino acids)
Source: RefSeq, a predicted model, not a curated record